Molecule: messenger RNA, 2834 nt
Organism: Mytilus californianus (California mussel)
Lineage: Eukaryota; Metazoa; Mollusca; Bivalvia; Mytilida; Mytilidae
Exons: 6
Coding region: 61-2187 (708 amino acids)
Source: RefSeq, a predicted model, not a curated record
AAAUGCAUAUACAUGUAUAUCCUGUUUAAAUGUUUGUGUAUAAUAUAAUGGUUGACGGAAAUGUCUAAACUCUGUGUGGUAGUUUGUGGAUGUCUUUUUCUUUUGUUGAAAGAAAUUUCAACGUUAGAACUAAAAUCCUACUCUGCAUGUUAUGGCAUAUUAUUUGAAAACUACCUUCAACCAUCAUGUUCGACUGGAGAGAAAAUGGCAGUCGUUGGUCUCACUGCUUUGGCAAAGGAACUGAGUACAUCAUGUCCAAUACAGGUUACAACACCGAAUACUGUACCAGAAACAUGCUGUCAAUAUAACCCGAUAGACUGUUCUAUACGCUACGUAGGAUCCACAUAUAGGGGCUAUUAUCAACAGUGUAAUGGGAACGUUGGGUGUACCAUACAAGUGUCAUGGGUAGAGGCAACUUGUAAUCAGACUAUUUAUCUAGCCAGAACCAAUUACAUGAAAAUGGAUUAUUAUUGUAUUUCAAAUCAAGGUUUAGACCCUUGUUCAAGUUUAAACACAAAAGACAGCCGAGUUUUUCUAUGGAACCCGGGAUACCCCUCAUCCCCUCUAACAGGAUCUACAGCCUGCACAUGCUCAAUUGAGGCGUCAUGUGACUCUACUGUAAGGUUAACCGCACUAGACCUUAGACUUGGUUCCAGUACAGUUUGUAAUCAAAGUAUAACAAUAACUGAUGGAGAUACAGUAAUGGCGUUUGACUGUAAUGAUAACAACGAUUACCUACCUACAACACUCUAUGUCAGUACCUCUCAUUUCAUACAGAUACAGAUCACUAAUAACUUAGGAUCAGCAGAUGGAUAUUAUUUUAUUUUACUAGAAGGAACUUCUCCUGGCGCAGAACUAACAUUAUCGUGUGCCAGUACAGCGCAAUCUACACCUGUUGUACCUUCCACUAGUUUACCAGUUUGUCCAAGUACUGAUCUCACAACUGAGAGUAUAACAACGCCGCCAGACACUACUACAGACGAUAACAUUAGUUCAGCUGCUCCUACUUCAUCAGUUAAAAGUACCACUGUCGAGUCAACGACAACUACUUCUGUUGUUCGCACAGACUCUUCAACACCUGACGUCAUCACUGUUGUGUCUACCACUGGCGGGAAAACAAUUACUGCUGGUACAGGCACAGAGAUAACAGUUUCCAUGGCAAGUGAAAUCACCAUGACAACUACCAGUGGAACAAAAGGGACCGAAGAAACAGUUACAAAAUCGAAUACAGCAACGACUAAUGAAAACACAACACCAAGUGGCAUGACAGCAAAGGGAACUUUGGCAAUGAUAUCGAAUUUAACAGACGAUACUAAUUCACAGCCAACCACCUCAAAAACAACGACUAAUACUUCAAUAACGCAACCAGUCUUUGUUUCUCUUGGGUGGACAUCAACAGAAAAAGAUAUGAGUGCUAAUAUAACUUUCACGACAUUAUCCUCAGUCAGUGAGAGUUUACAAACGACACUUUCUGGUCUACCUGAGCAGACGACACGAACUAAUGUAACAGAUACUGACAAGGAGGAAUCGUCACCAACUAGUACCAAGUCUACGAUCAUUGGAGUUUCUAUUGUAUUAAUUGUGAUAUGUGCCUUGAUAAUGAUGUUCUUUCUUCAUAGAGAUAAAAUUAAAGAAAAGUGUUGUAAAAAGAAGAUUUCUGCAGAAACCAAUGGAGAAGUCAUUCCCUCAUACCAUACUAUAUUUGAGGAGAAUUUUAACAUUGACAACAGAACUAAACCACUACAGCUUCCGCCAUUAAUGCACCGCCUAAAUGAAGGACGUCAACGAACCUUCAAUGAAAAGGAAUCAAAGAAAGAAAAAAAUAAAAGUAAGAAGACAAAAUCUGUAUUGGCUAAUACACAAAUUCCCAAAGAACAAUACGAGGGGUCGGGAAUUGUUGCUGAUAAGGCUAUCAAACAAAAGAAAAAGAAAAAGAAAAAGAAACAAAAGAAAUUAUCACAGAUUUUGAAAGACAGUGAACCUGAGUAUACUCCAAAGCCACAAUCUUACGGAAAGAGUACUUUUUCGCCUGACAUCAGCAAUUUUUUGGCGGAUGUUGAUGUGAAACAAAGGUUUAGACGUACAUCCAUUAUAGAUAUAACUGAUCCUCAGGGUCAUUUAGAGAAAUCUGUAGAGAUCAAUACUAUAGUUAAUGUUAAACCGCUAGAUGUAUCGUCGAAUGUCUGAUAUAAUAACGUAUCAUUCUCCCGCUAACAAAGUUUUGGGAAUGUAUAGUGAUCUUCGUGUCCGUCCGUCCGUCUGUAUGUUUGAUUGUCCGUAUGGUCUGUGAAGUGAACGGCUAUACAGAUAUUAAAGUAACUUUAUACAGUUGAAAAAUAAUUCCUUAUGAUGUGCAUCAAGGAAUAUAAUCCCGGUCCAAGAGGAGAAAAUAAUCGCAUUUGUCAGCAACCCAAUAGUCGGCAGUUCUUUGUUGACAUGAAUUAUCAAUGAUAUUAUCAGAUUUUACAAAUUAACUGUUUACAAAACUUUGAAUUGUUCAAAAUACUAAGGAUUUUUUACCUAAAAAAUACAUAACCUUAGCUGUAUUUGGCAAAACCUUUCGGAUUUUGGGCCAUGAAUGUUCUCUAACUUCGUACUUUCAAUCCCUUUUUUUGUUUGAGCGCAACUGAUUGGUCUUUUGUAGUUGAAGCAUACAAAAUUAUAAGCUUGGUAUCUUUGAUGACCUUUUUUUUACUUUCUUUGAUAUGCUCACAGCUUUGCGGGGCAGGGGUAUAAUUUUUUAAGUUUCAUUCACAGUUCUAGUUUAUAUUGUAUUUAUUUAUCAGAUAUGUAUUACUUUUAUCUGUUUCAUUAAACAAAUAAAAAAACUAGAA